Carassius gibelio (silver crucian carp) is the source of this 2374-nucleotide messenger RNA. RefSeq names its product E3 ubiquitin-protein ligase TRIM39-like. Lineage: Eukaryota; Metazoa; Chordata; Actinopteri; Cypriniformes; Cyprinidae. The coding region runs from base 232 to 1917 and encodes 561 amino acids. Gene Ontology annotation, molecular function: protein binding; zinc ion binding. The record is from RefSeq and is a predicted model, not a curated record. The transcript has 7 exons.
UCAUAUAGUGACUAGAACAGAGAUAAGAAUAUUUUCUGUGAUUAUAGAGUUCAAAAGCUGACUUUUAUAAAUCUGAAUGUGUGUUUAAACCAGGCAUUAAUUCAGCGACACACACUGAAGCUCCGGUCACAGGUGUGUGAAGAGAAGACACACCCACAGCGAACAGAGACAGGUUUAUUCAGGCUUCACACACACUUCACCGGCCAGCAAACUACGAGAAGAUCCUUCAUCAUGCAGUGCCCUCAGUCUCCGGGCCGAAUCCUGUCGGAGGAGCAGUUCUCCUGCUCCAUCUGUCUGGAGGUCUUCGUCGAGCCCGUCUCCACUCCCUGCGGACACACUUUCUGUAAGGCCUGUCUGCAGGGCUUCUGGAAUCACAGCAAGAAGUUCCUGUGUCCCAUGUGCAAGAAAACCUUCUCCAGAAAACCAGAGCUCAGCGUCAACUGUGUGCUGGCCGAGAUCGCAGAGCAGUUCCAGGGUCUGUCCACGAUGUCCUCGCUCGACCGCGCCAGGGUCGAGUUUACCAAUGCCCCACAGAAAGAGGACGACUGGGGAGACUUUGCUAAAGCGGGAGAGGUGCCCUGCGACGCCUGCAUCGGCCGGAAGAUGAAGGCCAUGAAGUCGUGUCUGAGCUGCCCGGGAUCGUUCUGCGAAGCUCACCUCCAGCAUCACAAGAAGGGGAAGGCGAUGAACUCGCACAAGCUGGUGGAGCCCAUACACAACCUGGAGGACAAGAUGUGCAAGACACACAAGCGCCUCCUGGACGCCUACUGCCGAAACGAACACGUGUGCGUGUGUAAGGAGUGCGCAGGGUCCUCGCAUAAAGGCCACGAGCUUGUCUCCACCGAACGAGAGUGGAAGAAGAAAACGAGUCAGCUGGGGAAGAAAAGGUCAGAACUGAAACACCUGAUCAAGGAGCGAGAAAAGAAACUGGAGGAGAUCAAGCAGUCCAUCAAAGUGCUCAAAGACAGCGGUCAGAGAGAGGUGGAGGAGAGCUGGACGGUGUACGCGGAGCUGCAGCGGCUGCUGGAACAGUCUCAGGCCGAGCUGCUGGAGCUCAUCUCCACGCGGCAGAAACAAGCGGAGCAGCAGGCCAAAGACCUGGCCAUCAGCCUGGAGCACGAGCUCAACACCCUGAGGAAGAGGAGCAGCGAGCUGGACGCUCUCGCUCAGACACAGGACAGGGUGCUCUUUCUACAGUUCCUGCCAUCUCUUCCUCCUCCAGCGGAGCCGUCUGAUUGGUCAUCGGUGUACGUGAACACGGAUCUGUAUCUCAGCACCAUCAGGAAGUCCGUCUGCUCUCUGGUCGACAAGUUCCAACACGAGGUCAAGCGGCUUUAUGGGAAAGAACUCAGGAAGCUGCAAAACUAUGCAAGUGAGGUGAUCUUGGAUCCUGCCACAGCUCAGCGUGAUCUCUGUCUGUCCGAGGACGGCCGGCAGGUACGCUAUGAUGAGCAGCGGAAGAGCUCCACACACUCAGACACGCCGCGCCGCUUCAGCCCAGCGCUGUUUGUCCUGGCGCGAGAGGGUCUUUCCUCCGGCAGACACUACUGGGAGGUGGACGUGGGACACAAGACCGCUUGGACAGUAGGAGUGGCCCGGGGGUCAGCGCGACGCAAAGGAGAGAUCCGCCUCAGUCCAGAAGGAGGCUUCUGGUGUUUAUGGCUGAAGAGUGGAGAAGUGAAAGCUCUCAGUGGUAACAGAGUUCCUCUGCAUCUCGCCACACUGCCUCAGAAGCUGGGCAUCUUCCUGGACUACGAAGCUGGACAGGUGUCCUUCUAUGACGUGAAGACACGCUCUCAUCUCUACACGUUCACAGAUGCCUUCACUGAGAGCGUCUAUCCCAUCUUCAGCCCUUGUAUCAAUCAGGACGGAAGGAACCCCGGAGCGCUGGUCAUCACCGCCGUCAAACACAGCUGAGACGCCAAACUCACACCAAUGCUGAAAACUGAAGACUUUCUAAAUGGAUUCUGGACAAAUAAAACACUUUUUCAUGAGAUUUCUCUCUGUAAAUCUUAUAAUGAGAUCACGUGACACUGAAGACUGGAGUAAUGAUGCUGAAAAUACAGCUUUGAGCAGGGCCGUGCAGAGACCUUUGGAGGGGCAGGUGUUCAAAGUAUAAAAGGGGCACAUGGAACAAGGCUUUAAAUAGCGCUGUUCAAAAUAUCAAUACAGCAAUAUAUGGUGAUGCAUUCCUUGCUGAUUCGCAUAUCGAUAUGGAUGAUUAUGUAUUGAUACGGCAGCAAAUGCUGUGAUGCAGUUUUGAAAAAGAAACAGAUUAGAAAAGACAAUUUUAAGUUUAAAAGUAAAUAUAUAUAUAUAUUCUUUCCACCUAAUAAUAGCUCUGGGAUUAGAAACUGAAAUGUCUUAAAUUGUC